GGCUGGCAGGAGGCAGGAUCAGUUGUAAAGAGUGAGUGAGUCAGCGAGGAGGUCUUACAGCGUGCUCGAACAAGCCUCCUGCAGUUGUUGCGUGCAGCGGAUUCCUUUUCUCUUCCACAACGCCGGUUACCAUAGCAAUCGCUGGACGCUACUCGUCCGUUCCAAUGGACAACAACAACCAAGGCAUGAACAACAACCCUCCGACCAUCAAAGUGGACCCGAUGUACUACGAGCAGCAGCAGCAUCAACAUCUCGAGUACCAGCCGCAGCAGCAAGAGCAGGUGAACCGACUGAAGCGGCCCCUGACCCUCGACCUGGGCAAGUCGCCCUUAUUCAAAAAGAGCAGGCUGGGACACCAGACGGUGCUGUCGUCGCCGGACCUUAAAUUGCUGAAGCUGGCCACGCCGGAGCUGGAGAAUAUGAUCAUGCAGAACCAGAACGGCUCCCUGACCACACCCACGCCGUCUCUGUUGUUCCCGCGCACGGCCACCGAGGAACAGGAGUUGUACGCCAGGGGCUUCGAGGUCGCCCUCAACCACCUGCACAACAGCGACUCUUCCAGCCAACUGGACGGCCCUCAGGGCCCGGAGACGCCCGUCACUUACACUACCCUGGAGUCGCACCCUCAGCACCACCAGCAGAGCAUCUCGCCGCCAAACAACAUCCUUCAAGGGAUGGAUCAUGGCGGUUACUUGGCGUCAAGCUGCAGCGGCAGCACAUCGAGCGGUGCCUCGUCGCCGGUGAGCAGCCACUACGGGGCCAGCAUGUCGCCGGCCAACACUCUGCACGGCCAUAUCCGCAUCAAGGAGGAGCCGCUGUCUCUGAGUGGCAACACGCCACCCAUGUCGCCCAUCGACAUGGACAACCAAGUGCACCUGAAGUUGGAGCGAAAGCGGCAGCGCAACCGCAUCGCCGCCUCCAAGUGCCGCAAGAGGAAGCUGGAGCGCAUCACCAAGCUCCAGGUCAAGGUGGACCAUCUCAAGGGCGAGAACUCGGAGCUCAGCAUCGUCAUCAACAGGCUGAAGGAGCACGUCUGCAAGCUCAAGGAGCAGGUGAUGGAGCAUGUCAAGAGCGGCUGCCAGAUCUCGCCGGUCGCCUCGCUCAACUUCUGACUGCCGCCCCCGACCCCCGCCAAAGUGGUCACCGCGAUGCUAGUUUUCCUUUAGUUUGUUUCCUGGGAUCGAGGAACAACUUUUCGCCAGACAGUGCGGCGAGCAGUAUUUUUAUUCCUGACACCGCCUGACUCGAACCACACGCCCCUCUGACAAGUGGGCAGUGUUCGCAAAAUGCCG
This is a messenger RNA of Cloeon dipterum, 1292 nucleotides long. It is a transcript of the gene Jra, whose product is annotated as Jun-related antigen. Gene Ontology annotation, molecular function: RNA polymerase II cis-regulatory region sequence-specific DNA binding; transcription factor binding; DNA-binding transcription factor activity, RNA polymerase II-specific. NCBI's taxonomy places the organism in Eukaryota, Metazoa, Arthropoda, Insecta, Ephemeroptera, Baetidae. Gene Ontology annotation, cellular component: transcription regulator complex. Bases 165 to 1112 code for a protein of 315 amino acids. The record is from RefSeq and is a predicted model, not a curated record. The transcript is spliced from 2 exons. Gene Ontology annotation, biological process: regulation of cell population proliferation; regulation of cell cycle; regulation of transcription by RNA polymerase II.